UCAGCGCCACCUGUCGGUAACAAGGUCGACAAGCAGGCGCAUUAUACCGGCCCGCCUCUGUUUUGUUUCCAGAUAGCUCGAUCCAUCAUGGCGAUGCAUGCGAAAGCGACUCCACCACAGAUCCCGGACACCCGCCGGGAGCUCGCCGAGCUGGUGAAGAGGAAACAAGAACUCGCUGAGACGCUAGUGAACUUGGAAAGACAAAUAUAUGCAUUUGAAGGCAGCUACCUAGAAGACACCCAGAUGUAUGGCAACAUCAUCAGAGGAUGGGACCGAUACCUCACUAAUCAAAAGAACUCCAAUAGUAAGACUGAUAGAAGGAAUAGGAAAUUCAAGGAAGCAGAGCGUUUAUUCAGCAAGUCAUCUGUCACAUCAGUUGCAGCGGUAUGUGCACUUGGUGGGCUACCAGAUCACAUGAAUGAAAAACGUGAGGCAGGCAGCGGCACGGAAAGCGACGCCUCUCCAGAUCUCCAGAAUCAAGAGAACGAGCCAAGCCAGGAGGACACAGAAGAUGUGGACUCGACGCUUCAAGACCUAAAGCCUCAGAAAGCUGCCUCUUCCUCAUCCUCAGGCAGCCAUCACGGGAGCCACAAGAAAAGGAAGAACAAAAACAGACACAGUCCUUCUGCCAUGUUUGAUUAUGACUUUGAAUUUGACAUGAAAGUUAACAAGAAACCGAGAGCUGACUAUUCAACUUAGCAAAGAUGACUGGAACACGUGGACUCACAUGAGGACGUUACCUGUAGAGAAACACAAGAUUUCUGGACUUUAUGAACUUUGUAUGCCUUUUUUUUUUUCUCGGAUGUCAUAUUUCAGCCUGUACUGUCUGUGUGUUUUGCUUGAAACAUUCCCCCCCUCCCAUUUCUGUCAUCUACAUUUUGGUUUUAACCCAAGUACGUAGAAAUAUGGUGUUGCAUGUUACUUGAGGCCGUAUUUGGCCCACCUCCAGUAACGCACCAUUUUGUAUAGUGUGAAAAAAGAUUGUAUUUAUUAUGUAGUUAAUUUCCCAUUGUAGGAAUGUUAAGCUUUUUUAUUUUUAUUUUUGCUUUUUUUCAAGCAUCACAUCAUCACAUUGCCCUUGAAUACCCCAGAUUCUUUUAUUACAUGGUUGUUUUGCAAAAAAAUAAUAAAAUACCAGUAACGGGAA
Eleginops maclovinus (Patagonian blennie) is the source of this 1147-nucleotide messenger RNA. RefSeq names its product MYST/Esa1-associated factor 6 (gene meaf6). Gene Ontology annotation, cellular component: NuA4 histone acetyltransferase complex. Lineage: Eukaryota; Metazoa; Chordata; Actinopteri; Perciformes; Eleginopidae. Bases 88 to 699 code for a protein of 203 amino acids. The record is from RefSeq and is a predicted model, not a curated record. The transcript has 8 exons.